Molecule: messenger RNA, 700 nt
Organism: Numida meleagris (helmeted guineafowl)
Lineage: Eukaryota; Metazoa; Chordata; Aves; Galliformes; Numididae
Product: twist-related protein 2-like
Exons: 1
Coding region: 1-486 (161 amino acids)
Biological process (GO): regulation of transcription by RNA polymerase II; developmental process
Molecular function (GO): protein dimerization activity; RNA polymerase II transcription regulatory region sequence-specific DNA binding; DNA-binding transcription factor activity, RNA polymerase II-specific
Source: RefSeq, a predicted model, not a curated record
AUGAAGGAGGAAAACAUGUGCCCGGAAUCUCCCGAAGGCAGCCUGGUCACCAGCGAGGAGGAAGGCGAGCGGCUGCACAAGAAAUGCCUCCGCAAGCGAAGCCAAGCGGGCAAAGCGUUGGAGGACGGCGGAGCCGCCUCGCCGCAGGGCAAGCGCAGCAAGCGCAGCCCGGUGCCGCCGUCCUUCGAGGACGUGCACACGCAGCGGGUGAUCGCCAACGUGCGGGAGCGCCAGAGGACCCAGUCGCUCAACGACGCCUUCGCGGAGCUGCGGAAAAUCAUCCCCACGCUGCCCUCCGACAAGCUGAGCAAGAUCCAGACCCUCAAGCUGGCGGCGCGCUACAUAGACUUCUUGUACCAGGUGCUGCAGAGCGAUGAGCUGGACCACAAGAUCGCCAGCUGCAACUACCUGGCCCACGAGAGGCUCAGCUACGCCUUCUCCGUCUGGAGGAUGGAAGGGGCUUGGUCCAUGUCCGCGUCCCACUGAGCCGGGGUACGUAUGGCGAGGGUGCAGCAUGCACGUCCUUUGCUCCCGCAUCCCGCGUCCUGCAUCCCGCAUCCCGCUGUACAUCUCCCAGCCCGCUCCCCUCCGUGCUCCGCGUGCUGCAACAAACCCGGCUCGUCCCGCUGGGUCUCAGCAUCCUGGUCUCUGCUAUCCCUAAAGCAGGAUUGGGUUUUCCUUCGGCAUUUCUGGAUCCCAG